CACUUUACAGCUCCUUUAUCUCUUUCCCUCUGGCUGCCUUCUUGGCUCUUGCUGAAUCCCACAAAGCAGAAGAGACAUGCCGGGUGAAGGUGCAGUAGAGGAAUCAAAGGUUCUUCUACUAGGAGAUCAUUUUGGUCCCAGACUUGAAGAAGAUGAUCAAGAUCAGAGUCUUACGAAGAGAGUUUGGAUUGAAUCAAAGAAGCUGUGGCAGAUAGUGGGUCCAGCAAUAUUUAGCCGCCUUACCUCUUAUUCAAUGCUUGUUAUCACCCAAGCUUUUGCUGGUCACUUGGGUGACCUCGAGCUUGCUGCCAUCUCCAUUGCCAAUAAUGUCAUCGUCGGCUUCGACUUCGGUCUCUUGCUGGGGAUGGCUAGUGCACUGGAAACGUUAUGUGGGCAAGCUUUUGGGGCCAAAAAAUACUACAUGUUGGGCGUAUACAUGCAGCGUUCGUGGAUCGUGUUGUUCGUGUGCUGCAUCCUGCUUUUGCCUCUAUAUCUCUUCGCCUCUCCAGCGUUGAAGCUUUUGGGGCAGCCAAAAGAUGUAGCAGAGCUUUCUGGGAUUGUUUCAGUGUGGAUGAUACCACUUCACUUCAGCUUUGCGUUUCAAUUUCCAUUACAAAGAUUCUUGCAGAGUCAGCUUAAGAAUACAAUAAUUGCAUGGAUCUCUUUAGUGGCUCUGUUGGUGCAUGUGAUGGUUAGUUGGCUGCUUGUGUCCAAACUUCAGCUUGGAGUAAUUGGCACAGCCAUGACGCUAAACUUUUCUUGGUGGGUUCUAGUUUUUGGACAUCUGGGUUACACCGUCUGCGGUGGCUGUCCGCUCACAUGGAAUGGAUUCUCAAUUGAAGCCUUCUCUGGUCUCUGGGAAUUCACAAAACUCUCCGCCGCUUCCGGCGUCAUGCUCUGCUUGGAGAAUUGGUAUUAUAGAAUACUCAUCUUGAUGACUGGGAAUCUGAAGAAUGCAGAGAUUGCAGUAGAUGCCUUAUCCAUAUGCAUGACCAUUAAUGGCUGGGAGAUGAUGAUUCCUCUUGCAUUCUUUGCAGCCACCGGAGUGAGGGUGGCAAAUGAGCUAGGAGCAGGAAAUGGGAAGGGAGCAAAAUUUGCAACAGUGGUUUCAGUGACAACAUCAGUGAUAAUUGGGAUAUUCUUCUGGGUAUUGAUCAUGAUUUUUCAUAAUCAGCUUGCCUUGAUAUUCACUUCCAGUGCUUCUGUUCUCAAAGCAGUCAGCCAUCUCUCUAUUCUCCUAGCUUUCACUGUUUUGCUCAACAGCGUUCAGCCUGUUCUCUCUGGGGUUGCAGUGGGAUCUGGAUGGCAAAAGUAUGUGGCAUAUAUAAACUUGGGUUGCUAUUAUCUGAUUGGUGUUCCAUUGGGAUUCUUGAUGGGUUGGCUCUUUCACUUUGGAGUUCUGGGAAUUUGGGCUGGAAUGAUAUUUGGUGGGACAGCAAUUCAAACGUUGAUACUGGCCAUAAUUACCAUUAGGUGUGACUGGGAGAAGGAGGCAGAGAAAGCAGCCUUGCAUUUAAAGAAAUGGUCCGAAGUAAAGUGAAAAAGAAAAAAAAAAAUUGAAGACGGGCUUCUAUGAUGUGAAAUGAGGGAUUGUUAUUAAUACUAGUGAUCUGAUCUCUCACUUGUAGUGGUUCUUUGAUUUUGAUUUUGGAAUCAAAAUCCACUUCUGUAACCAUUGCUGCCUAUAUAAUAGUUAAUCAAUUGAAAUGUAUUUUGUUUUCCUUUA
Molecule: messenger RNA, 1726 nt
Organism: Manihot esculenta (cassava)
Lineage: Eukaryota; Viridiplantae; Streptophyta; Magnoliopsida; Malpighiales; Euphorbiaceae
Product: protein DETOXIFICATION 27
Exons: 8
Coding region: 77-1540 (487 amino acids)
Biological process (GO): xenobiotic detoxification by transmembrane export across the plasma membrane
Cellular component (GO): membrane
Molecular function (GO): antiporter activity; xenobiotic transmembrane transporter activity
Source: RefSeq, a predicted model, not a curated record